Messenger RNA from Thamnophis elegans (Western terrestrial garter snake), 2982 nucleotides. RefSeq names its product BCAS3 microtubule associated cell migration factor (gene BCAS3). The record is from RefSeq and is a predicted model, not a curated record. Gene Ontology annotation, molecular function: protein binding. Gene Ontology annotation, biological process: response to starvation; autophagy. Gene Ontology annotation, cellular component: cytoplasm. Lineage: Eukaryota; Metazoa; Chordata; Lepidosauria; Squamata; Natricidae.
CUUUGAGCCCCGGAUGUAAACAACUCCCCCCCCCAACUUUCUCCCCAGGUGGGAGCGUCGAAAGCAUCCCAAACGUCCAAGCUUUCUCAACCUAGCUUAGUUGCGGCGAUUGGGCAAGAAGGGAAACGUCGGUUAGAGAAGCGGGAGAGGGACAGCCACCCCCAGCAGUGUUGCCAACCGCCCUGCUUGCCUGCGGAUUGGAUCCGACAGCCGUACACGCCCGCCUCCCCUGGCCGACCAUUGGCUGUCAGGGCGGCGGCCGGUGAGAGGGUCCUAAAUAUUGGUAAGGGAGGGGGAGAAAACGAGGCUGUUCAACGGCAAGCAGGAAUUUAGAAUUUAGAACAGUAAUGGCUGCCGAAUCUCCCCGCCGUCCAAGCCGAUGUACCGGAGGUGUGAUAGUCCGGCCACAGGCUGUUACGGAGCAGUCCUACAUGGAAAGUGUUGUCACAUUUCUGCAAGAUGUCGUACCACAGGCUUAUAGCAGUACAGCUCCAACAGAAGAAAAAGAGAAAAUAGUUUGGAUCAGAUUUGAAAAUUCUGACUUGAACGAUACGUUAAGGAAUGUGGAGCUGCAUGAGAUGCACAGCACGGGGAACGAGCCCCCUCUUCUGCUCAUGAUUGGCUACAGUGACGGGAUACAGAUAUGGAGCAUACCUAUUAGUGGAGAAGCUCAAGAACUUUACUCUAUCCGACACGGUCCUGUCCGAGCAGCCCGGGUUCUGCCAUCCCCACAGAUCUAUCGCGAGAAGAGUGAUAACUUUGCUGAGAAGAGACCUCUCCUUGCUGUGUGCAAAAGCAUCGGAUCUUCUGGCACCAGCGCUCCUUACUGCUGCGUGGAUCUCCAUUCUUUGAGAACAGGGGAAGUAGUCAAAUCUGUGCAGUUCAAAACACCUAUUUAUGAUCUCCACUGCAACAGAAGGAUUCUUGUUGUUGUCUUGCAAGAGAAGAUUGCUGCCUUCGACAGCUGCACUUUCACUAAAAAAUUCUUUGUCACAAGUUGCUAUCCUUGUCCAGGGCCCAAUAUGAACCCCAUAGCUCUAGGAAGUCGGUGGCUGGCCUAUGCGGAAAACAAGCUGAUUCGUUGCCAUCAGUCCCGGGGCGGAGCUUGUGGCGAUAACAUUCAGUCCUACACAGCCACAGUCAUCAGCGCAGCCAAAACCAUCAAAACUGGGCUCACCAUGGUUGGAAAAGUGGUCACCCAGCUGACGGGCACUUCGCCAUCAGGAGCAGCAGAAGAAGAAAUCUUGGCGCACACCAAUAGCCGACGCAGCCCCUUGGUCCCCGGAAUCGUCACGGUUAUUGAUACUGAGAUGGUCGGAGAAGGACAGGUGCUGGUGAGCGAGGACUCCGACAGUGACGGCAUCGUAGCUCACUUCCCGGCCCACGAGAAGCCCAUUUGCUGCAUGGCUUUCAACCCCAGCGGCAUGCUCCUGGUCACAGCAGACACCCUGGGCCACGAUUUCCACAUUUUCCAAAUCCUCACCCACCCUUGGUCGUCCUCUCAAAGCGCCGUCCAUCAUUUGUACACGCUACACCGCGGGGAGACUGAAGCCAAAGUGCAAGACAUCGCCUUCAGCCACGACUGCCGGUGGGUGUCGGUCAGCACCCUCCGAGGCACCUCCCACGUCUUCCCCAUCAACCCCUACGGAGGGCAGCCCUGUGUACGGACUCACCUGUCAUCCCGGGUCGUCAACCGUAUGAGCCGCUUCCAGAAGAGCGCGGGGCUGGAGGAGAUCGAGCAAGAGCUGACCACCAAGCAAGGAGGGCGCUGCAGUCCCGUGCCGGGCCUUUCCAGCAGCCCGUCUGGCUCCCCUCUCCAUGGGAAAUUGAACAGUCAAGAUUCUUAUAACAAUUUCACCAACAAUAAUCCGGGAAACCCUCGGCUGUCCCCACUUCCAAGCCUGACUGUGAUGUUGCCACUUGCUCAGAUCAAGCAACCCAUGACUCUGGGAACCAUCACGAAGCGCACAGGCAAAAGCAAACCGGCUCCACAAAUUUCACCCAGCAAAUCUGUCGGAGGAGAAUUCUGCGUCGCGGCGGCCUUCGGCUCAUCCCGCUCGUGGUUUACGAGCAAUCCUGCCCUUAAAAGAGACAAAGAUCAAUCCAAGCAGUUCGUGGUCGAGUCUUUGUACAUCAUCAGCUGCUAUGGGACUCUGGUGGAGCACGUCCUGGAACCCCGACCUCUUAGCACCACCCCUAAGAUCAGCGAUGACACCCUACUGGAAAUGGUGACAUGCCCGAGGGCUAGCUGGACCCUCAUCAGAACUCCCCAGUGGAAUGAACUGCAGCCGCCUUUUAACUUGAAUCCUGCUCUGGCUGCAGAUUCCGUGCAGUGCUACCAAUAUCUCCUUCUUGGCUUAGUUCCGCUGGGAAGCCCAGGACCGAUCACCCGCCAUGAAUCCUAUGACAGCUUAACUUCUGAUCACAGUGGACAAGAAGAUGAAGAGUGGCUUUCUCAGGUGGAAAUUGUGACCCACACCGGACCUCACCGCCGCCUCUGGAUGGGCCCGCAGUUCCAGUUCAAGACUAUUCAUCCUUCCGGCCAAACCAUCGUGAUUUCCUCCAGUUCUUCCGUGCUUCAGUCCCACGGGCCCAGCGACACCCCGCAGCCUCUCCUGGAUUUUGACACCGAUGAUUUGGAUUUGGACAGUCUCAGAAUCCAGCCUGUCCGUUCUGAGCCCGUUAGCAUGCCCGGGUCUUCGCGCCCGACUUCCGAUCUACAGGGAGGGUCUUCAGGAACGGAUGCUACCUCAGACCAGGAGUUCGCCGUGUGCCAGCUCUCCAGUCUUUACUGUCUCUCUCAGCUAAACUACUCAUCGACCGAUGCACAUAAACCAUGGGAUUUGUAGUCCCCCACUACUCAAAAGACCAUCACCUGCCAAUUCCUUCCAAUCCCUAAGAUGAGCCGUCAAAGUUUAGCUUUGCGGAAAACGUUUUCCUUCCUUUUACACGAAGACUGAAACCAGCCCAAGAAUGAGGCAG